Messenger RNA from Numida meleagris (helmeted guineafowl), 2318 nucleotides. RefSeq names its product Spi-1 proto-oncogene (gene SPI1). Gene Ontology annotation, cellular component: nucleus. Gene Ontology annotation, molecular function: sequence-specific DNA binding; DNA-binding transcription factor activity, RNA polymerase II-specific. Gene Ontology annotation, biological process: regulation of transcription by RNA polymerase II; cell differentiation. Bases 405 to 1205 code for a protein of 266 amino acids. Lineage: Eukaryota; Metazoa; Chordata; Aves; Galliformes; Numididae. The transcript has 5 exons. The record is from RefSeq and is a predicted model, not a curated record.
GCAGAUCUGGCUUGGGGCAGACUUCCUGUUAAAGCACCACAGCUCCCUGAAAUGAGAUUUAUGCAAACUGGCUAAAAGCUGUGAUGAUGUCACAGCGCACUGAUAGACUCAAGGGCUAUCUCCCUUCUACAGACAUUUGAUAAAAUCAGGAACUUCAAAUACAACUUGGAAAGAAGUUCACCUCAGAACCUAUUAGGGCAAACUAUGAAAACUUGUUAGGGUUAUUCUCCUAUCCUGAGAUCCACCACUGCAAAGGGACUUCACGGAGUCCAAGGAUCUCACUUCUGUUCUUUUUUUUUCUUUUUUCUCCUCAUUGUUUUUGUUUGUUUCAUGUGAUUUUUCAAGUCAGUUAUCCUGGAUGUUUGAAAACUGAAUUAAGAAAAAUUCACUCUGAAAUUGGCUGAAUGUUGCAAGCUUGCAAAAUGGAAGGAUUUCCCCUCAUUCCCCCUCCCUCUGAAGAUAUGGUGUCCUAUGAGUCAGACCUCUACCGACAGCCCCAUGACUAUUACCAAUAUCUCAACAGUGAUGGAGAGAGUCAUGGUGAUCAUUACUGGGAAUAUCAUCCACACCACAUGCACAGUGAGUUUGAGACGUUCGGAGAUAACCACUUUACAGAACUGCAGAGUGUACAGCCUCCCCAGCUGCAGCAGCUCUACAGACACAUGGAGAUUGAACAAAUGCAUGUCUUGGAUUCUGCGAUCCCAACCACACAUAUUGGACUCAACCAUCAGGUUUCCUAUUUGCCCCGGAUGUGCCUACAGUACUCCUCUCCACCACAGCCCAGUUCUGAUGAGGAGGACAUAGAGAGGCAGAGCCCACCACUGGAGGUAUCAGAUGGGGAGACUGAUGGCGUGGACCCUGGGCCUGGAAUCAUGCAUGGUGAAACAGGCAGCAAGAAAAAGAUACGUCUGUAUCAGUUCCUUCUGGACCUUCUUCGCAGUGGAGACAUGAAGGACAGCAUCUGGUGGGUAGAUAAAGAAAAAGGUACUUUCCAGUUCUCCUCCAAACACAAAGAAGCAUUGGCACAUCGCUGGGGCAUACAGAAAGGCAAUCGCAAGAAAAUGACCUACCAGAAGAUGGCACGGGCUUUGAGAAACUAUGGCAAGACAGGGGAGGUCAAGAAGGUCAAGAAGAAGCUGACCUACCAGUUUAGUGGAGAGGUGAUGGGAAGGGGGGUCACUGAUAGGAAGCAUUAUCCUCAUUGAGGCCAUGGGACCCUAAGCAAGAAAAAUAUUAAGACCUCCUGGCUGAAAACCAGCAGAGGAGAUGGACGCGUCUUUCUCUUUGCUUCCUGUGCCCCCCUCUCUGCCUCUAAAGGGCCUUUACCAUCAGAUGUUUCUGGUACGAAUUCCCUUUUUCAGCAUCUGAGAAUCCUAAACAUGACAGAAUUCUUUGCUUCCAUCCUACAAGUUGGACAGAGUUGGGAAAUUUAAGCAAUGUACAAAUAUGUUAUUGUUGUGAAAGAUUUUUUUUGAUUGUAUUGUAACUAAAGAAUACAGCUGAUGAAGUUUUGCCUCCAAGGGUGGUGCUGUGUCAUUCACAGUGACACUGCAUUAGCUUACAGCUUUCAAACUAGCAUUAAUACAGGCUCUGCCGCAGCUCUCAAAGCUAGAGAGAAGUUUGCAGAUCUGAGAAUGAUACUGGUUCUUUUAAAUAGUAAUAACGUGUACAUAUUUAAUAAAAUUUGAUAUAAUUAAGUCCUAGUGUUUGCAUAAUAAAUGAUUACUUCACAAACAAAUCUCAUGUGCAUUCAAUCAUGCAGAUACAGCUCACAUUUGGUAUCUGAACAUAAAGCACACGGGGCUAUAGGGCUUUUUCCCUUUGCCCCUACUUUUACUUUAAAAUGUCAUCAAUGCUACCAAAUUAAGUACCAAAGAAAUAGGUGACAUUCAUUACUGUGCAAGAGGCUACAGUGCUAAAGUCGAUUUUAGAAUAUAUAGAUAUAUCUUUUUUUUUUCUGUGCAAAUGAAACCCUGCCAAUUGAAUAACUUCUAUUCACUUUUACCAAGAAUGGCAUUUAUAGCUCUAUCCGGUUUAGAACGUAAGAAUUAACCAUGCUCUUCUGUGGUUUCAGUCAUUUUCCUGCUCUUGUUCUUUCCUGUUGCUUGCUAAUCCACAGUGGUAUCUUGAUUUUAGCUUACGAACCUUUCUGGAAAAUGAGUUGUCUUUAAUCAUGUUUUUGCAGACUUCUGCCUCAAGAGGUUUUUAAGCUUUUAAUUGUGGAAUUUAAUCCCUACUGUAAAACAAUAGUAACUAAUAACAACUUCAUUGUACAAAUUACACUCAAAAUGCAAAAUAAAAGAGAAUUCAACACCCAA